This is a messenger RNA of Clunio marinus, 600 nucleotides long. The record is from the annotation of a GenBank genome assembly. NCBI's taxonomy places the organism in Eukaryota, Metazoa, Arthropoda, Insecta, Diptera, Chironomidae.
AUGUUCAAGUUUAUGUAUUUUGUGAUAUUUUUAAAAAUUCUUCGACAAAUCGAAUGUGAAGCUCCAUCGAUGUUUUACAAUAGCAGAUCUCAAAAAUAUUUCACGCCAACAGUGAGAACUGACAGCGAAUUUCAACUGCCUCCAGCAAUUCCAAGUACAAGUUACGGCUUUCCAGCUGAACCAAAUUAUGAAGCGCCAACUGAAUCUUCUGAUUACGUGCCACCAACAGAAUCAACUCCUGCGCCUAUUAUUUUUAAACAUGUUUAUGUGCAUGUGCCACCACCUGAACCUGACUAUUCACCACCUCAAGCUGUCUCCGCACCGUCACCUGUUCAAAAGCAUUACCGAAUAAUAUUCAUCAAAGCUCCAACUCUGUCUGUUCCAACUCUUCCGCCUCUUCAAGCACUUCCCCAACAAGAAGAAAAAACCAUCGUUUAUGUGCUAGUUAAAAAACCUGAAGAUGUACCUGACAAUGUAAUUCCAACACCCACUACAACAGUUCCAUCCAAACCUGAAGUGUACUUCAUCCGAUAUAAAACACAACAAGCAACAACAACACAACAACCUGACCCCUCUGAUGGUGGAUAUUAUAAAAAAUAG